Messenger RNA from Hibiscus syriacus, 998 nucleotides. RefSeq lists its product as uncharacterized. The transcript has 2 exons. The record is from RefSeq and is a predicted model, not a curated record. Lineage: Eukaryota; Viridiplantae; Streptophyta; Magnoliopsida; Malvales; Malvaceae. The coding region runs from base 31 to 765 and encodes 244 amino acids.
GUUUUUCUUAGCGAUGGUAUUUCGGCUGAUAUGACAGUUCAUUCAAGUGAUACUCGUGUUGGUGAUGUGCCUGCAAAGAUUUCCUCCGAAGGUGGUCAUUCUGAGAAACAAUCUUCUCAAAUGAGAGGGCAGCAAGGUAGCGGUUAUCAUGGUCAAGGUCAAGGAAGAUUUAAUGGCUCAAAUCAACUUCAAUGUCAGUUGUGCGGCAAAUUUGGUCAUACUAUUCAAAAGUGCUAUCAUCGGUUUGACAGGGAUUUUAUUGGGGUCGUUACUAGUGAUGUUUCGAAUGGUGACGGUUGGAAGCGGUCGUUGGGUUUGAGUGUUGAUAGUCACUCGUAUCCCAAUAGAGUGCAAGCUUACACUCAUUUUGUGGCUUAUCAUUACUCUACUUAUCCGGCUGGUUUGGUAUACCCAGCUUCUCUUUAUUAUGGAGUUCCAGGUAUGUCAGCUUCCUUUUACCAUGGGUUUCCUUAUUUGUCUGGUUUGAUGGCGUAUCCAUUUGUUGCGAUGCCGUUUGGACCCUCACCUGCUGAUACCCAUUUUAGUUCGUCUACUGUGACUACACCAUCGACAUCAUUUGUUUCUGCCUUACCCGGUGCUUCUUCGGUUGUGCCAACUCAGUCUAAGUUUGUUGAUGCUCUUUGGUAUCAUGAAACUGGUACAACUCAUCAUGUCUCGAAUGAUCUUUCGGUGUUUGACUCAGGUAUUGCCUACACAGGAUGCUCAGACUCGGACCAUUCUGUUGUGAGUGAAGCUCACGGAUGAAGGGUUGUAUCAUUUGCUUCCAUGUGUGGAAAAGGAACCUCGUUGUCUUGUGAAUAAUAUGUCAAAAUCGCAAACUCUCUUGGACCUGUGGCAUAGACGUUUAAGUUAUUAUUCUAUUAAGACUGUGAAGGUUGUUAUGAAAUCUUAUAAUGUGUUUUCUGAUGCAAAUAAUUUGUCCCAAGUUUGUACAGUUUGUUUGUAAGGCAAGACUCACAAGCUGCCGUUUUGUAAUU